Messenger RNA from Mercenaria mercenaria, 1265 nucleotides. Its product is annotated as sushi, von Willebrand factor type A, EGF and pentraxin domain-containing protein 1-like. The coding region runs from base 1 to 1152 and encodes 383 amino acids. The record is from RefSeq and is a predicted model, not a curated record. NCBI's taxonomy places the organism in Eukaryota, Metazoa, Mollusca, Bivalvia, Venerida, Veneridae. The transcript has 8 exons.
AUGUUAUGUAUGAAUUCAUUGUUUGAUAUAACAAUCUUUCAGACUGGCCCAGUGCCAGUGGUUCCGUUUGGUAGGGUUAGUCUUAUCGACGAUGGCAACACUACAUACGGAGCUUCUGCUAAUGUCAUAUGUGAAGCAGGCUUUGAAACAAACGACCUGAAGAUAAAGUGCCAACGUUCGGGAAUAUGGCAGACAGCUUUGUGCAAAGCAAUAGAUUGUGGUUCUCCUCCCGCAAUUUCUUUUGGAAAUAUUUCUCUGAACGCCGACAAUAAUUCUACGGUAGGGGCAACAGCAUUUGUUAACUGCAACGAAAACUAUGUUGCCAGUAGACCAAAAAUCACAUGCCAGUCUACGGGAGUUUGGGAAAAUGUCACAUGUUUCUCUAAAGGAUGCAGUUCAAUCCCCACAAUUUCAAAUGGGAAAAUAACAGUAACAGGAACCACUUCUGUCGGGUCUUUUGCUAAUGUCACGUGUGAUGUAGGAUACGAAGCCUCUGUAUCAUCGAUUAAGUGUCAGAUUUCAAGAAUCUGGGAGACAGCUGAGUGCAAAAUCAAAGCUUGUGGUCGAGUUCCAGCAAUAAAACACGGCAAGGUCAAUCUAAUUGACAGUUUUCACACGUCGGUUGGGGAUUCUGCUAAUGUGGUAUGUGAUACAGGUUACGAAACUAGCAAGACAAAAGUAGCCUGUCAAAGUUCGGGUGUAUGGGAGACCGCUUUAUGCACGGCUAAAGACUGUGGCCCUCCUCCAGUGAUUUCAAAUGGAAACAUUACUCUCAGUAAUGACAAAAUGUCUACUUACGGGGCUGAAGCUUUGGUAAAUUGUAAUGAUAAGUAUGUUGCAAACGUUUCUAAAAUCAAGUGUCAGUCAUCUGGUCUCUGGGAAGUUGCACAGUGUGCACCGGAAGGUCAGCUGAAUUACGAUAGAUGUACGGAAGAACAUGGUGUUUGCACACAACACAUCUACGAGAACAUCCGACUUCUUGCACUAAAAAGUUCAAAAUGUAGGUCAUUUUGUCAUUGUGCACAUGCCGGAACGUUAAUUGACGGAAGCGUCACGUACAAAUGGGUGGAACGUAACUGUCCACAGGGAACAUUAUUUGAUGACAAUCUUCCCUCUCCAGUGUGUAACCAUCCCUACAUGGUUUGGUGUUAGAUUACAUAGUGUUGUAUUUACAUUCAUACAGAUGAUAUGUUACGAUGACAAUCAGUUUUAAUACCAUAUGUUUCUUACAUUUGUCUAAUUAAUAAAUUGUUUUUGCAAACGGG